Messenger RNA from Priceomyces carsonii, 1479 nucleotides. It is a transcript of the gene TRY3, whose product is annotated as Try3p. The coding region runs from base 1 to 1479 and encodes 492 amino acids. Lineage: Eukaryota; Fungi; Ascomycota; Pichiomycetes; Serinales; Debaryomycetaceae. The transcript has a single exon. The record is from RefSeq and is a predicted model, not a curated record. Gene Ontology annotation, molecular function: metal ion binding.
AUGAAGUUUGCCAAAGUCUUAGAAAAGACCUUGAUGGAGGAAGAUGUGCCAGAAGAUUGGUUGGAGGCAGCAAUACAGUACAAGGCGUUAAAAAAAUGUAUUAAUAAAGUGGUUAGUGAACUAGAAUUCUUGGGUCUUGAGCAUAAUACUUUGAAGUUGAUCUUGGAAGAUUCUGACAAGCAUGAAAUUAAAGAAAUAGAUGAACAAGAGACUACUGCUAGCAAUCCUAUAAUCGCUGAAUAUACACUUACGAAAUCAAAUGGCAAGAAGAGCGAGCAUAUAGUGCCUAUGUUGAAAAUUCUGCUUGAUUAUAGCAAUGCAGAUUACUCCGAUGAUCACAUAUACGAACAAGGUCUUGAAUUGAAACGAAGAAUAGAGGGGCUUCUUUAUAGAGGUAGCGAUUCAGAUGACGACAAUAUGAAUGGCCAGAGGCUUAUAGAGGUGAAGGAAGAUGAAGAUGAGGCCUUGGUAAUCUCACCACAAACUUCUUGGCCCCAAUCACCUGUUAUUAAAGAGGAAGUGAGGGAAGUUAUAGACAAUGACCAUAAAGAUACAAGCGAUGAGUCUCCUAAAUCUAAAAAAAGGGUGAAUGAGAUCUACAUAAUGCUUAAUUCAGAUGUCAAGUUCUUUCAAAUGCUAGAUGAUGAAUUAGAAGGCUUGGAUCAGCUUAAGGCAGCUGAGGAAGCCAAGUUGAUUCAGGAAGUUGAGAAAUUAAGAGGUAUGGUUCAGGAAUUCGCAGAUCCCAAAAGGAGAAAAGAUUUGUAUACUUGGAGAGAAUUGUUUAAGAUUUAUUUGGACUCCGAAGUGUACUUCAAAUACAAUGAAACCUCGAGCCCUGCAUUUGAACGAAGUAUCGACCAAGUCAAGGAAAAUAUGCAACACUUUAUUGAUAAUGUUAAUAAGUCAAAUGUCUUAACUCAGUUUAGAAGUAAGAAAGGUAUUUUAACAUAUGAUCAGUUUUUAAGUUUGAAUUACCACCUAUUCAAGGUUUUGCAGUUUCAAUCUAUUAAUCUAACCGCACUCAGGAAGAUUUUGAAGAAAUUUGACAAGCAAACAGCUUUAGGUGUUCAAAAUCAAUUUCCAAGGUUGGUUUCUGCAGACCAUGUCUUUAUAACUGGAAAAUCGUUGGCUCAGUCGAUAUGCUACGUGUUGCAAAGCUCAGUUGUUGAAUUGGUCCCACAAAUAGAUGACUAUAUCUGCCCCAUCUGUUGCUCGAUUGCUUUCAAACCUAUUAGAUUAGAAUGUGGGCACGUCUUUUGUGUUCGCUGUUUAGUCAAAUUGAAGCAGCAGCAGAAGACAAGCUGUCCAUUUUGCAGAGCAGAACAUGUUAUUGAAAAUGCUGACGGCAGGAAUCUAGAUUUGGAGACUAUGGAGAAGAUGAAGAAGUUCUUCCCCAUUGAAGUUAAAGAAAAGCUCAAGGAAAGAGAUAAAGAGAAGUACGAAGACCUAAUCGGUAACGGUAAAUGUACAAUAAUGUAA